AAUCGUCAAGUUACACAAACUUGUUUUGCAGGCAGCUUUAACCAAACCUUUACAGUGACCCCUGCAAGAGGAGACCGUGUUUCUGGGUUUUUUCACCCAGGAAUCAUUUAUCACACCAGCAACAAAACGGUGCAUUGAAAAAACCUGACCGGUGACCUUUGACCUUUGGCUUGUUUGUGCAGCAAAACAAAAAAACAACAUGGACGGAAGACAUGAGCUACUUUGUAUCAGAGCAGGCCAUCAGCAGCUGACUGCAGGAGGGAGGUGAACACGUGGUGCACGACCCUACAGACAGGUGUGAUGGCAGUUGGAGGUCUUACGACUGUAGAUGCGUGACUUUAGGGGUGCAGAGCUGCUCCAGCCGGCAUCAUGCAGCAGAAAGGCGCGAUCCAAAUCAUCGAAUGGGAGGACCUGGACAAGAGGAAGUUCUACUCCCUGGGCGUGUUCAUGACCUUGACCACCAGGGCCACAGUCUACCCGGCCAGCCUCAUCCGCACUCUGCUCCAGGUGCAGAAGGGGAAGGCCCUCUACUCCGGCACCUUCGAUGCUUUCUACAAGAUCCUGCGAGCGGAGGGCGUGCGAGGCCUCUACCGGGGCUUUAUGGUCAAUACGUUAACCCUGAUCUCAGGACAGGCUUACAUCACCACCUACGAACUGGUGCGCAAGUAUGUGAGCCAGUACUCGCCCAGUAACACGGUGAAGUCGGUGGUGGCUGGAGGGGCAGCGUCCCUGGUGGCCCAGACCAUCACUGUGCCAAUCGACGUGGUGUCCCAGCACCUGAUGAUGCAAGGGCAGGGGGAGCACCUGAGUCGCUUCAAGGCCAAACCCAAAAUGAUGCUCACAACGACGAAGCGCAGGCUGACUUUCGGGCAAAGCCGUGACAUCACGGUGCAGAUAUUUGCAGCCGAUGGUUUCAAGGGAUUUUACCGGGGCUACGUGGCGUCGCUACUCACGUACAUCCCGAACAGUGCACUGUGGUGGCCUUUUUACCAUUUUUAUACAGAGCAGCUGUCCUUGAUGGCGCCGAGUGAGUGUCCCCAUCUACUGCUGCAGGCUUUGGCAGGACCAAUGGCAGCAGCAACCGCCUCCACCAUCACCAACCCCAUGGAUGUCGUUCGAGCAAGAGUACAGGUGGAGGGACGAUCGUCUGUUAGCGAGACCUUCAAGCAGCUGCUGGCAGAGGAGGGCGUCUGGGCGAUGACCAAGGGUCUGUCGGCCCGCAUCAUCUCCUCCCUGCCCACGUCGGUGCUCAUAGUGGUGGGAUACGAGACUCUGAAGAGACUGAGUCUGCGAUCUGACCUCGUAGAUUCCAGACACUGGUGAAAGGCCAGAGGGAAGCAGGACAGCCUCGUACCAGGAUUCAUUCAACUCCGCACAGUCGGGUAGGUACUUUCAGGAGACGACAACCCAGAUCUGUGUCCAGCCUCGGGGUAACUGCUCACCUGUUUAGCUGCUUUCCACACACCCUUUUUAGAUCUGUGGUGUUUUAAUACAGGUUUAUGGCAGUAGACUGCAAAUAAUGGGAGUUAAAGGUGUUAUUAUCUUGUCUUUUUCUGUCAGACCUAUUUCUACUGGCCUUUUCUUUUGCUAAACGGCUUCUGUGAAAUGUGAAAAGAUGUAAAUGCCAUAUAAAAAGAACAAAUCAAAUCCUACUAAAAUAUGAUGAAUGUUGCUACUUAAAAGUAGCAUUAUUACCACCUCUACUGUAUAUUUAACCAAUACUGAAUGACUGCACCAGUGUAUUUCUUUAAUGCCUGGCUUUGGCAUUUCUGUUUUUUUUCCCUGUGUCAUACUUAAACGGCCAAAAGCAGCCUAAGCUUGUGAACAUGUGAUGCAGCUUUUGAGUUCACAAUCCAGCUGGGUUCAGUUUUUGUAUAAAAAGUAAAUCACAUUGUGUCAAAAUCUGGAGACACAAAUGCCUUAUUUGUCUUUUUGAGCAUUUGAAGAGCAGAAAAGCUUCAUCUAUGCGCAUUCCAGUGAAAACGUUGUGCAGAGGUGUACAACACCUGCUCAGAAUCUCACCUUGUUUUAGGCAUAAAUUAAGUAAGAAACACAAUUUGUUAUUUAAUGAAAGCAAUGCCGUUUCUGUACAUCUUCAAAAUGUAAAAAAUAAUCUAGACAUCCAAAAGAAUAUUAAAAAAAAUGUCUUUGUAACCUAAAGCCUUUCUGUAAUAUAUAUACACCUGUGUCACAUGAUUUAUUUACCUGCUGUCUCUUUCUGUUUUAUUUCUGUCUGUAUAAAUGGAAUGUACAAAACUAACGAAGAAAAGAGGCGAUGUAAACGUUACAGGCCUUAGACGCGGUUGUAUUAUUAACAGUGCUCAGAUGACUGGAGAUCACAUCAGCAACAGGACAGAAACCUGAAACCACCGGGCCUUUGUUUGGUUAAAGCUGUCACACAGGGAGAGUAAAGACAGCAGCAUAACACCAGCGCACACAGCCAAACUCCAACAGUGGCCUUCAGAUUUCACCAGUCAUUUACAGAGUGUGAGGUACAUCAACAAGGCCAUAUUUAGACUAUUACUGCCAUAAAAAACACACCUCAGUGAGGUUUGACACUCUCUGCUCUUUCUUUUAUAGAAUGAAAUAUUGUGCAAACAUCACUAUUCAGUUUGAUGAAUCCCAGUUUCUGAACUGAUGUGAUUUAUUCAACAAAAAAAAAAGGCCUUUGUGGUGGAAGUGCUACACAUGUAUUUACCGACUAUCUGCAGUGUGUGCAAUAAAGGUGUUGUUAAAAGUACGGUUUGUGUUUUAAACUUGGAAAACUUGUGUACCUUCGCUGAAAAGAAAUUAAAAAUUCUG
Messenger RNA from Anoplopoma fimbria (sablefish), 2802 nucleotides. It is a transcript of the gene slc25a44a, whose product is annotated as solute carrier family 25 member 44a. The transcript is spliced from 4 exons. Gene Ontology annotation, biological process: branched-chain amino acid catabolic process; transmembrane transport. Lineage: Eukaryota; Metazoa; Chordata; Actinopteri; Perciformes; Anoplopomatidae. The record is from RefSeq and is a predicted model, not a curated record. The coding region runs from base 370 to 1323 and encodes 317 amino acids. Gene Ontology annotation, molecular function: branched-chain amino acid transmembrane transporter activity. Gene Ontology annotation, cellular component: mitochondrion.